Messenger RNA from Anolis carolinensis (green anole), 3662 nucleotides. RefSeq names its product synapse differentiation-inducing gene protein 1-like. The record is from RefSeq and is a predicted model, not a curated record. Bases 956 to 1432 code for a protein of 158 amino acids. Lineage: Eukaryota; Metazoa; Chordata; Lepidosauria; Squamata; Anolidae. The transcript has 2 exons. Gene Ontology annotation, cellular component: membrane.
AGUGAGGCCUAACUGUGCCUGUCCCCUGGACUGAGUAGGUUGCUAGGAGACCAAGUGGGCGGAGCUUAGCCUUCAAACUGGCAGCAAUUGGAUAAAAACUAUUAUUCCUCUCCCUGUAAUUAGGACUUCAUUUUUCUUUUCUUUUUGUUGUAUCAACCUAGAGCCGUGAAUGAUGGGUUGUUUUGUCAAAUUUCGAGGUUGGGGGGCCUGUAGUUUUGUUGUUUUGUCCGCUGCCCUGAUGCCAUCACUCUUUUAUAUAUAUAGAUGUGAUCAGCCCUGAGUCCCCUUUGGGGUGAGAAGGGCGGAAUAUAAAUACUGUAAAUAAAUAAAUAAAUAAAUAUUAUCCUUUUAUACAACCUAAUAAAAUAUUUUUAAAAACAUGGGCGGGAAAAGAGAAAGCUGGGUGGAAAAUUACCAUACGCAAUUCAACAGACAAAUGUGAAGUCCUUUAUGAGGGACAAACGUAAUAAUUAAGUGCCCGUGAGUCAGCAGGAUACUGCAAAAAAUAAUAAUACGAGUAAUGUGAUUAUUGGCUCUCACAACAGAAUUCCAAAACACUCCAAGUGAUGCUUCUAAAUUUAUUCUGCACUCUCAUUAGAGUUCCCAACGUCAGUACCAGUCUAGUGUAUACAUGUCUAGACUCUCCAUAGGUCUCUUUCCACCCACUUCUUCUUCUGCAUUGUAAGACAUUAUGAGGCCACUCUGUCCAAGUUCCAAAACAACCGAUGACAGUCCCUUAAUCAAAUAAGCUGAGAAAGAGAGCAGCUGCAUUGCAAGACGAGUCUCUCCUACCAACAGAAGAUUCAAAGUGAUUGACUGAAGACAAUUGAAGGAAGAAGGCAACAGUGAAACAGAGAGGGAGCAAAAUGCUCCGGAAUUAACUGUGGUCAAUAAAGUGGGAAAAGGUAGAAGACCUGCAGAUUGAGAGAGAGGAGGAGGACAACACACCGGCAUAAUGAGCAACCUGAAUUAUGGGGAGAUGAAAGCCAAUUCUCCUGUGACAGAUGAUCCAGUUCCUUUCUCAGAAACACAGCCCUACCAAGAGUCUGAACCACUGAAGCUUCCUGCUAGACCACCAUCACCCAGUGGCUAUGGGGCACCACCCCCAUCAUACCAAUCUUCUUAUGGGCCACCUGAUGCCCAGUUCAGCCAAGGACCCGACUUCCAGCCCCAGCAGACCAUCUUCAUCAUACCUGAGCAGCCUACCAAGGAACCAGAUAACUUGAUCUUCUCCAUCUUUACUAUGCUUUGCUGUUUCUUCCCCUUGGGUAUCGCUGCCUUAGUUUUUUCUAUAAAGACCCAGGUAGCCAAUAAUAAUGGAAAUGUACUAUCUGCUCAGAAGAAUUCCAGGCUUUCGGUCAUCAUGGCCCGUGCAGCCCUUGGAUUUGGAAUCGUGUUCUGGAUUUUGUAUAUCAUCAUUUUGACUGUAUGAUGCAACACCCUUAAUCCUAAAGUUAUCCCCUCCCCAAUGAGCCAGUCAGAGAAACAUGCUUUGCUGUCAUCCUCUUUAGAUCAUUCCAUAAAGAGAUGGUGCAGAUCACCCCUAUGAUAUUUUCCUUUUUCGCACUUGACCAUGAAAUACACACAGCAUUGUAUUUGCAAGCUGUCUAAAAACUCUGCUUAGUAGUGGCCCAUCUCUAUCAUAUGAAGAAUAUUAGAUGAGAUCUAGCGCUGUGCUACAAAAAUAUUGCCUACCAGGUCAACAAAAUCCCAAGGACCAUAUAUGAAAAACAGACCACUGUGAUGACUAGAAAAUGUCCAUAUGUUUAACAUGAUUAACCUCGCUAUUUUAAUGUUGUCAAUAAUAAAAUUCCAUCAAGAGAUUGGGAUGAAUUCUUUCCAGGGGUAGCUCUGCAAUCUCUUUCUCUACCCAGUUAUUCUUUCUGUUGUUGAACCCUUCCUCCAGCCUUGUGCUCUUCUGUCCUCUCUUUUGAUCCACCUGCCUUUGCACCCUGCCUUUUAAUUGCCUCAUAUUUGCAAUGUAUCACAGAUGGUAACAUAGGUCAGAGUCUGCAUCAUGUUUUAAGUCUGCAUCAUUUCCUCUAUUAAAGUGAUUGGCGAAGGCAGAAUGACAGUCUUCAGUUCAAGUAGAGUUGUAGCUGUAGUGUCACUGCACACUGCGAAGAUGCAACCACCAAAGACUCCGAGAGGAGAUCUUUUACUUUUUUCUUUCUUUCUUCUUCUUAUUCACUUUAGAUGGUAACACAACUUGAUUUAUAAUAUAUGCGACAGAGGCUUAGAUGUUGGAGGAACAAUAACAGGUUUAUUCAGGUACAGAGCUUAGUGGUUACAAUGUUGUUCUCACUUAGAGGCACUUUUAUUAACAGUUACAAUACUAGAAUGAGGUGAGUCAAACUCCCUAAAAUGUCACUUCUUUUACUUAAAGUAGUUAGAACUUCUUCCUCUGCUACUUUUAAACCAUAGUUGCCCCUGUGAUAUACGAUCACAGAUUCUCUGUUCCUUACCAGGAUACAGACUACAUUAAAUAAGUCACCAAACUUAUUUUAAACCGACUCAAAAUGAACAAUUGAGUCUCCCUGAUCCCCUCAACCUAGGAUCAAUCUUCCCUGUGCCUCAUCAGAGCACAGAUUGAAUCCCUUUUUUAAACUCUGCACUUCUUCAACAAAAUUGCAGAUGGCUCCGCCUACUUCUCCAUGGCAACCAGCCUCUGAGUGCUGAGAUGCAAUAACUGUAAUACUUACCCUUUUAAAACACAAACACACAAUUAAACAUAACAUCUGUAAACCAAAAAUUCAUACUUCAUUACACACACCAAUGCCCAUUAUGCAUAUAGGUACAUUGUGCAUUACACAUGAAUCCACAUGAAUGUUUGAUUGUGCAUUUGGUUGCAAUUUGGUGGCUUGGAUCAGUUGUCACUGGACACAAAGAUUGGGUAACACAAUCAACAUAUAACUAUGGAAAUAUACAUUGAAAUAUCCCAUUAUAAGAACUCUAGUAAAGGUAAAAGUUUUCCCUUCACAUUAAGUCUAGUCAGGUCCGACUCUGGGGGUUUCUCCAUUUCCAUUUCUAAGCUGAAGAGCUGGCAUUGUCUGUAGACACCACUUAAGUCAUGUGGCCAGCAUGACUGCAUGGAGUGCCAUUACCUUUCUGAUGGAACAGUACCUAUUGAUCUACUCACAUUUGCAUGUUUUCAAACUGCUAGGUUGGCAGAAGCUGGGGCUAACAGCAGGAGCUCACCCCACUCCCCAGAUUGGACCCGCCAACCUUUCGGUCAGCAAAUUCAGCAGCUCACCAGUUUAACCCGCUGCACCCCUGGGUGCUCCUUAGCCAAUUAUAAGAACUCAGCCAGUUCUAUAUAAUGUUCUUAUCAUCAAAACACAAAUUGCUAACCAAGUUUUGUCCAACAUUAACCAACAAGACUUUGCUCAACUUUUCUUGGGAUCACUUAUCCUGACAGGGAUUGUUUUCAAUCUUGAGAUGGUGAUUUCCCUUUUAAUAGAAAGAUCUGUGAGGGAAACAAAACAUCACUGUUCUCCAACCUAUGUUCAGCUGUUCAAAAUGCAUGUGCAAUGGCAGGCUGCCUGCUACAGGACAGGGUUUCUUCAAAUUGACACCUGUGCCUUUUGCUCCUCAUCUUUUCCUUGAAUGUGACCGCAGUUGCUUUGUUAUGUGAAGCAAAUAAAAAUUACAUGGCUACGGCA